UGAUCGGCUCUUUGACAAGUGGGGAUCACUCGGGUUGUGCGAUCUCGCCAAAUCCCCCAAAUAACCAUGGGGUCUUCAGGUUCGAAGGAGUCUUCCAGACUUGAUGAACUGAAAAAAGAACUGGACUUGGACGUUCAUAAGAUCACGGUCUCGGAGCUUUGUCAAAGACUUGGCACCAAUGUGGAAACCGGUCUGACUGAGACCCAGGCCACCGCCAAUUUCGAACGCGAUGGUCCAAACGCCCUCACUCCCCCGCCCACUACGCCCGAAUGGGUCAAGUUUUGUCAGAAUCUCUUUGGAGGCUUUGCUCUUCUUCUUUGGUUGGGUGCCAUCCUCUGUUUUUUAGCCUAUUCCAUCCAGGCGUCAACCUUUGAGGAACCGCCCGAUGAUAACCUCUACUUGGGGGUGGUAUUGACGGGCGUUGUGGUUAUCACGGGGAUAUUUUCGUAUUACCAAGAAUCUAAAUCCUCGAAAAUAAUGGAAUCCUUUAAAAACAUGGUCCCUCAGUAUGCUCUCUGUCGACGCGGAGGCGUCAAACUCAAUCUGAAAGCCGAAGAGUUGACGGUGGGUGAUGUGGUGGAGGUCAGCUUUGGAGAUCGGAUCCCAGCCGAUAUUCGAAUCGUCGAAUCCAAGGGAUUUAAAGUGGAUAAUUCGUCGCUGACCGGUGAAGCGGAGCCACAAUCCCGAUCCCCGGAAUGUACCAACGAGAAUCCUCGAGAGACCAAGAACUUGGCGUUCUUCUCCACCAAUGCUGUGGAAGGUACGGCCGUCGGCAUUGUCGUCAAUGUGGGAGAUAAUACGGCAAUGGGGCGCAUUGCGGGAUUGGCCUCUGGAUUGGAGAGUGGAGAUACGCCUAUUGCUAAAGAGAUCGCUCAUUUUAUUCACUUGAUUACUGGCGUGGCUGUUUUCUUGGGAGUGACCUUCUUCCUCAUUGCGUUCAUCUUGGGAUACCAUUGGUUGGAUGCUGUCAUCUUUUUGAUUGGUAUUAUCGUGGCCAACGUGCCAGAGGGUCUUUUGGCCACUGUCACCGUGUGCUUGACUCUGACCGCCAAGCGAAUGGCCUCCAAGAAUUGCUUGGUCAAGAAUUUGGAAGCUGUGGAGACUCUUGGGUCGACUUCCACUAUCUGCUCUGACAAGACCGGAACACUCACCCAAAAUCGAAUGACUGUCGCCCACAUGUGGUUCAAUAAUCAGAUCACAGAGGCAGACACCACGGAAGAUCAGUCCGGUGCCACUUUCGAUAAGCAAGAUCUGGGAUGGAGGAAGCUGUUCCGCGUUUCUGCUCUUUGCAGUCGAGCCGAGUUCAAAUCUGGCCAAGAGAGCGUUUCAGUUUUAAAACGAGAAGUUAAUGGCGAUGCCUCUGAAGCUGCUUUGCUCAAAUGUUGUGAACUGGAUACCCCCAAUAUUGCUGGAUAUCGAUCCAACCGCAAGAAGGUCUGCGAGAUUCCGUUCAAUCCAACUAAUAAGUACCAAGUCUCGAUUCACGAUUGUUCCGCCGAGGAAGAUGACGUUGAUGAUUACCUUUUGGUGAUGAAAGGAGCUCCAGAACGAAUUUUGGAGAGGUGCUCUACCAUACUGAUCAAUGGCGAGGAGAGGGAGAUGUGCGACCAAUGGAAACUGGCCUUCAAUAAUGCUUACAUGGAACUGGGAGGGCUGGGUGAAAGAGUAUUAGGAUUUUGCGACUUGAAAUUAUCCCAGGAAGACUUUCCAAAAGGUUAUCCUUUCGAUUCUGAGAACGUCAAUUUCCCAUUGAAAGGCAUGAGAUUCGUUGGUUUGAUGUCGCUCAUUGACCCCCCAAGAGCCGCUGUUCCCGAUGCUGUCACCAAAUGUCGAUCUGCCGGGAUCAAAGUCAUCAUGGUAACGGGUGAUCAUCCCAUUACGGCCAAGGCCAUCGCCAAAUCGGUUGGCAUCAUUUCAGAGGGGACCGAGACUGUCGAGGAUAUUGCCGUUCGACUGGAUGUAAAUCUCAAAGAUGUGAACCCGCGAGAUGCUCGCGCUGCCGUGGUUCACGGCGAAGAACUGAUCGACAUUGCGGACCAACAAUUAGACGAAAUUUUGAUGUACCACAACGAGAUCGUAUUCGCCCGUACCUCUCCCCAACAGAAGCUAAUCAUUGUCGAGGGUUGUCAGAGAAUGGGAGCCAUUGUGGCUGUCACUGGCGAUGGUGUGAAUGACUCCCCCGCCUUAAAGAAGGCCGAUAUUGGUGUGGCCAUGGGUAUCGCCGGAUCCGAUGUAUCCAAGCAAGCCGCUGACAUGAUCUUGUUGGACGACAAAUUUGCCUCCAUCGUAACUGGCGUUGAAGAGGGUCGCUUGAUCUUUGACAACUUGAAGAAAUCCAUUGCCUACACUCUGACCUCGAACAUCCCCGAGAUUUCGCCGUUUUUAAUCUUCAUCUUGGCCGAUAUUCCCUUGCCGCUUGGAACUGUUACCAUCCUUUGUAUCGAUUUGGGAACCGACAUGUUACCCGCCAUCUCCAUGGCCUACGAAGAAGCUGAAUCCGAUAUCAUGAAGCGACAACCGCGCAAUCCAUUCACGGACAAAUUGGUCAACGAGCGAUUGAUCUCCAUGGCUUACGGACAAAUUGGCAUGAUCCAAGCUUCGGCUGGAUUCUUUGUUUACUUCGUAAUUAUGGCUGAAAAUGGCUUUUGGCCCUCCAAACUAUUGGGCAUUCGGAAGCAAUGGGACUCCCACGGCGUCAAUGAUCUUGGAGAUUCAUAUGGUCAAGAAUGGACUUACAAAGACCGCAAAAUCUUGGAAUUCACAUGUCAUACGGCGUUUUUCGUGUCCAUUGUUAUUGUCCAAUGGGCUGACCUAAUCAUAUGCAAAACUCGCAAGAAUUCAGUGUUCCAACAAGGGAUGAAAAAUCACAUGCUGAAUUUUGGUCUAUUCUUUGAAACGGCUUUGGCUGCCUUCUUAUGCUACACACCCGGAAUGGAUAAAGGCUUGAGGAUGUACCCUCUGAAAAUUAAUUGGUGGUUGCCUGCGAUUCCCUUUUCGAUUCUCAUCUUCGUCUACGACGAAAUCCGCAAAUACAUUUUGCGCCAAUAUCCCGGUAGUUGGCUGGAGCUGGAGACUUAUUACUAAAUAUGUUCAUGUGUUUACGAGAUAUGAGUUAAAUAUGAUUCGAUGUGAGUUUUGUAUGUGUGCUCUUGUAUCCACGUGUUGCUCUGUUUAAAAUUCUCCUUCUCAGGAGUCUGUCGAUAGAAAUUUGUUGAAAAUCUGUCAUCGGUCCAAUCAUCAUUGGCAAUAAAUGUGAUUUUCUUA
This is a messenger RNA of Tigriopus californicus, 3264 nucleotides long. It is a transcript of the gene Atpalpha, whose product is annotated as sodium/potassium-transporting ATPase subunit alpha-B-like. The transcript is spliced from 2 exons. Gene Ontology annotation, biological process: sodium ion export across plasma membrane; intracellular sodium ion homeostasis; proton transmembrane transport. NCBI's taxonomy places the organism in Eukaryota, Metazoa, Arthropoda, Copepoda, Harpacticoida, Harpacticidae. Gene Ontology annotation, molecular function: ATP hydrolysis activity; P-type sodium:potassium-exchanging transporter activity; ATP binding. The coding region runs from base 67 to 3084 and encodes 1005 amino acids. The record is from RefSeq and is a predicted model, not a curated record. Gene Ontology annotation, cellular component: membrane.